AUGCCACCCAUGCGAGUGCUCAACAAUGAAACACUGAAGUUGGAGCUGUCAUCUCCCAUCUCGAGAAAAGAAGAGUUGAAUCCGCCAAUCACGAGUCAAAUUCUUGACUGUUGCAUGGUUCAUGGACUAGAAUCGAGGGAUAAGCUCGAUGAUGCUCCACAGGACUGGAAAGAUGAGCUCACCAAUGUGGAAGAUGACAAGGAUGCUGCUGUAUUUGCCAAAGGGACAAUCGAGGUGGUAUUCAAGCCGGAUAAGCUCAUCUUUUUGCACUUGAGUCAACCUUCCAAACUGAAUAAACUGAGACUGGUUUGA
Molecule: messenger RNA, 312 nt
Organism: Rhinocladiella mackenziei CBS 650.93
Lineage: Eukaryota; Fungi; Ascomycota; Eurotiomycetes; Chaetothyriales; Herpotrichiellaceae
Exons: 1
Coding region: 1-312 (103 amino acids)
Source: RefSeq, a predicted model, not a curated record